This is a messenger RNA of Didymodactylos carnosus, 473 nucleotides long. Lineage: Eukaryota; Metazoa; Rotifera; Eurotatoria; Philodinida; Philodinidae. The record is from the annotation of a GenBank genome assembly.
AUUAAAAUUCAUAUGUCAAAGGUCAGUCUAUGACAGAAAAAAAUUAUAAACACCAAAUGAUGUUAACACUUAGCAGACUGCUGAUGAUUUACUAAUUUUUAUUGAACUUAAUUAGUGUUUUUCAAUAAGUUGAUGGUGAUCUAACUUAGAAAGAAUAUGAUAUAGAAGAACUUGUUUUGACACAAGAUGAAUUAGAACAGCAACGACUAAUUGACAGACUCGAACAAUCGCAAGACGAAGAACAACAACGGCAACGAGAGGAUAUGGAACAAUGGGAACGAGAAGAAUUCAAUGUUUUGCAGAGGCUUUUCAUGGUACAACAAGACACACAUGAAGAACUACGACAAGUAGAUACGACGACAGAAAUACAGUCGCAGACGUCACAGACCGCGAAGUCGAUUGACCAAUCGGAGCAGCCGAGUUUACCUGCCUAUCAAACACAUCCUACUCCACCGUCCGAAACUCUCGAAUAG